AGACCAGCCCUGGUAAGCUAAAUAGUCUGUAAAGCGAAGUGUGUCUACAAUGAAGCAAUCGUUUAUUUACAUGCAAUUUCGUAAUAUCGCAAGGGUUUGAAGAAAAGGAAAUGUGUAUACUCAAGGCGUACAUGUGAAGUUCAGAAGAAAAACAAUCAUAAUAAACAUGGAUUCUUUAGAGAUGAAUUCUGAGCCAAAAGACCGCCAUAGCAAACUGCUGUGUUUAGACGUUAAAGUGUGGAUAGUUAUUUUGUUAGUUAUUAUGAUAUCCGGAUUCGUGGCUUUGACAAUCGGCAUCGAGUCUUUGAACUGCAAUUCGCAUGAUUGUUCGCCACAAAGUUUUACUCAAACUUUGCAACAGACCGGCAACUGGAGAAACAGAUUGAUGUACCCAGGAAACGGCAAGGGAGCGGCCGCAUCACGGAUACAAGACUCCGAGUCCGACGUUCCUAUUUCUUUUUACGCUUAUGUCUCCGAUGACUUCAGGAUAGAGAAGAAUUCGGGACAUAUGUUUACUUACGAUGUAGUGGUCACUAACAACGGGCUUGGUUAUAACAAAACCACGGGAGUGUUUACCUCCCCGAUUUCAGGUGUGUUUGCUUUUUCAUGGACGGUCGUUGCUUCCGGAAGUCACCUGAAGGGCUCCUCUGGUAGUUACGGCGAAAUUUCGACCCAUAUUUUGCACAAUGGCCAUAUUGUGGGAACAUUGAACGCAGACACGGAGAAGCAAUAUGAUGACGCUGUUUCCACUGGUUUUGUUGUUCUGAACCUAGAAAAAGGAGAUGUAGUACAAAUAGCAAGUGCGUGGAAAAGUCAGGGGGCGUUUUACAGCAACACCGCGUUUGGUCGAUGGACCUUCUCAGGCUUCCAAAUAUAAUAAGUGGAAAUUACAAAAUAUCAGAAGGGUGUACAUUUUGUAUUGUAAAUAUUUUUUCAUGAAAUCCAUUAUAUAUCAUGUGUUGUACAUUUGUUUCAUAAUAGAAACAAAGUAUGCUGCAAUGACAUGCAAAGGGAGUGUAAGGACAUACAUAACAACAUAAGCGUGUGUACAACAGCGACAUAAGUAUGUAUAUGAUAGCGACAUAGCGAAAUACAUCAUAAUGAUAUAGAGAAAUAUAUAAUAACGACAUAGAGAAAUACAUCAUAACCACAUAGAGAAAUACAUCAUAAUCACAUAGAGAAAUAUAUCAUAAAGACAUAUAGAAAUAUAUUAUAACCACAUAGAGAAAAACAUCAUAAUCACAUAGAGAAAAACAUCAUAACCACAUAGAGAAAUACAUCAUAACCACAUAGAGAAAUAAAUCAUAACCACAUAGAGAAAUAAAUCAUAACCACAUAGAGAAAAACAUCAUAAAGACAUAUAGAAAUAAAGCAUACCGACAUAGAGAAAAACAUCAUAACGACAUAGAGAAAUACAUCAUAAAGACAUAUAGAAAUAUAUAAUAACGACAUAGAGAAAUAAAUCAUAACAACAUAGAGAAAUAUAUCAUAAAGACAGAGAAAUAUAUGAUAACGACAUAGAAAAAACAUCAUAACGACACAGAGAAAUAUAUAAUAACGACAUAGGGAAAAACAUCAUAACCACAUAGAGAAAUGUAUCAUAACGACAUAGAGAAAUAUAUAAUAACGACAUAGAGAAAUACAUCAUAACCACAUAGAGAAAUAUAUCAUAAAGACAUAUAGAAAUAUAACAUAACGACAUAGGGAAAAACAUCAUAACCACAUAGAGAAAUGUAUCAUAACGACAUAGAGAAAUACAUCAUAACGACAUAGAGAAAUAUAGCAUAACCACAUAGAGAAAUAUAUCAUAAAGACAUAUAGAAAUAUAUAAUAACGACAUAGGGAAAAACAUCAUAACCACAUAGAGAAAUGUAUCAUAACGACAUAGAGAAAUACAUUAUAACGACAUAGAGAAAUACAUCAUAACCACAUAGAGAAAUAAAUCAUAAAGACAUAUAGAAAUAUAGCAUAACGACAUAGAGAAAUACAUCAUAACGACAUAGAGAAAUAUAUAAUAACGACAUAGAGAAGUACAUCAUAACCACAUAGAGAAAUACAUCAUAAAGACAGAGGAAUACAUCAUAACCACAUAGAGAAAUAUAGCAUAACCACAUAGAGAAAUAAAUCAUAACCACAUACAGAAAUAAAUCAUAACCACAUAUAGAAAUAUAUCAUAACCACAUAGAGAAUAACAUCAUAACCACAUAGAGAAAUACAUCAUAACCACAUAGAGAAUUAUAUCAUAACCACAUAGAGAAAUAUAUAAUAACGACAUAGAGAAAUAUAUCAUAACCACAUAGAGAAAUACAUCAUAACCACAUAGAGAAUUAUAUCAUAACCACAUAGAGAAAUAUAUAAUAACCACAUAGAGAAAUACAUAAUAACCACAUAGAGAAAUAUAUCAUAACCACAUAGAGAAAAACAUCAUAACCACAUAGAGAAAUACAUAAUAACCACAUAGAGAAAUAUAUCAUAACCACAUAGAGAAAAACAUCAUAACCACAUAGAGAAAUAUAUAAUAACGACAUAGAGAAAUACAUAAUAACCACAUAGAGAAAUACAUCAUAACGACAUAGAGAAAUAUAUCAUAACCACAUAGAGAAAUACAUAAUAACCACAUAGAGAAAUAUAUCAUAACGACAUAGAGAAAUAUAUCAUAACCACAUAGAGAAAUACAUAAUAACCACAUAGAGAAAUACAUCAUAACCACAUAGAGAAAUACAUCAUAACGACAUAGAGAAAUACAUAAUAACCACAUAGAGAAAUAUAGCAUAACGACACAUAGAGAAAUAUAUAAUAACGACAUAGAGAAAUAUAUCAUAACGACAUAGAGAAAUACAUCAUAACGACAUAGAGAAAUACAUAAUAACAUCGGAAAUACAACGUGUACAAGACAUUGAUAUGCGUGCAUAAUACCGACAAUAAGGCAAUUACUAACAGCAUACAGGAUGUAUGAUAACAACAUUAUAUCGGCAUAACUAGAAUUGUACGUGCUACCGGCAUAACUUGGGAUGUGACUGACCUUUGCGAUUGGAUAAUGCACUCAUACUAGUGAAAACUAUGUCGAAUUCACUUAUCCUUGCAAUGAAGAUGUGACGCUCCUUGCAAUGAGGAUGUGAUGCGCCAUGUGAUGGUGGUUUUCUUUUGCAUUUCUUUUAUAUAUUGAGUUAUUGAUGUAAAGGCAUAUAUUCUAUACCAGGUCAACAGGGGAUGCUUACUCCUCCUAGGCACCUGAUCCCACUUCUGGUGUGUCCAGGGGUCCGUGUUUGCCCAACUAUCUAUUUUGUAUUGCUUGUAGGAGUUAUGAGAUUGAUCACUGUUCGUUAUCUUCACCUUACGUAAAAACUCAUGGUGAAGGUUUUAAAAACGUAUUGUCCUUUUAUAUAUCGCAACAUACUGAAUAUUGCUCACCUACUAAGACCAAUACAUUUGUAUUCUUCGCCUGUAAUUCUUUAUACCUGAGUAAUAAAAGCAGUUAAAUUUC
Messenger RNA from Ostrea edulis (European flat oyster), 3484 nucleotides. RefSeq lists its product as uncharacterized. Bases 167 to 877 code for a protein of 236 amino acids. Gene Ontology annotation, molecular function: protein binding. The record is from RefSeq and is a predicted model, not a curated record. The transcript is spliced from 2 exons. Lineage: Eukaryota; Metazoa; Mollusca; Bivalvia; Ostreida; Ostreidae.